This is a messenger RNA of Penicillium manginii, 1284 nucleotides long. Its product is annotated as FG-GAP repeat domain-containing protein. NCBI's taxonomy places the organism in Eukaryota, Fungi, Ascomycota, Eurotiomycetes, Eurotiales, Aspergillaceae. The transcript has a single exon. Bases 1 to 1284 code for a protein of 427 amino acids. The record is from RefSeq and is a predicted model, not a curated record.
AUGACGGAGUCAUCUGAUCGCGAUAAACAACGUCAAAUUCUAUAUGAUCAAGGCUGGUCCGUUGUUUAUGGUGAUCUUAUCAACGAAUGGGAUCUAAUUACUGGCAUCGCUUCUAUUCCCUUCGGCGCUACUGGUGCCUGGUUCUCGGAACAGCUUCAAGCUCAAUUAUUGAAAUUUCAACAAAGCUUAGGUGACGUCUCUGACGAUAUCGUCGAACAGGCAAGAACCUACCUAAAAAAUCUAUGGCAACGCAGAAGGGUCGACGAGGCAAACUUCGAUGGGUUAGGGGUCAAAGUUGGAAUCCUCACGUAUCAUCGUCGGCUGAAAGCCUUUGGGGGAUGGACAAAAAUUCCCAAUAAUUAUCAGCAGUAUAUGGCUCUGCGCAUUACCAAAGCCUUACCAGGGAAAGGGGUCCUUAGCACCACUGGCAAGGCUGUGCAAGGAUUCAUUCUUCAGACUGGCACAGGAUUACACGAGACAGAUAACACGUUCGAGUUUGCUGUGGGUGACUGGAAUGGAGAUGGACGACCUGAUUUGUUUGCUGUUAAAAAGAGCAACACCGGCUCGAAGAGUACCGAAGUUCACAUUCUCUCCGGUGCUUCCAACUUCCAGUCGUUUAUUCUUCAGACUGGCACAGCAUUACACGAGACAGAUGACACAUUUGAGUUUGCUGUGGGUGACUGGAAUGGAGAUGGACGACCCGACUUGUUUGCUAUCAAAAAGAGCAACACCGGCUCGAAAAGUACUGAAGUCCACAUUCUCUCUGGUGAUUCCAACUUCCAGUCGUUUAUUCUUCAGACUGGCACAGCAUUACACGAGACAGAUGACACAUUUGAGUUUGCUAUAGGUGACUGGAAUGGAGAUGGACGACCUGAUUUGUUUGCCGUUAAAAAGAGUAAUACAGACUCGAAGAGUACCGAAGUCCAUAUUCUCUCUGGUGCUUCUAACUUCCAGUCGUUCAGUCUUCAGACUGACACAGCAUUACACGAGACAGAUAACACGUUCGAGUUUGCUGUGGGUGACUGGAAUGGAGAUGGACGACCUGAUUUAUUUGCCGUUAAAAAAAGCAACACCGGCUCGAAAAGUACCGAAGUCCACAUUCUCUCUGGUGCUUCCAACUUCCAGUCGUUUAUUCUUCAGACUGGCACAGCUUUACACGAGACGGAUAACACAUUCGACUUUGCUGUAGGUGAGUGGAAUAGUGAUGGGCGGCCCGACUUGUUUGCGAUCAAAAAGAGCAACACCGGCUCGAAAAGUACCGAGGUCCAUAUCAUCUCGCCCUAA